AUGCGCAGCUGUGAGAGCGCAAAAAACAACUAGUUCGGGGACACAGAACCCCAGACAAAAAAGUUCACAUGCUGGGCUGGACAGCACAGCACACCGAGGACCAAGAUAGCUAUAACGUUACGAGGAUUGGGCGUAGUCCAAAGACAACUAAAUUGGGCUUCAUUACAUCUUGAGGAGAAGAAGGUGCCUUCAAACCAAAAAUACGUUUUGAUAGCCAAACGGCGAGAUAAAUUGCUCAUAAUGGCCUCGGAAGAGCUUUAUGAGGUUGAGAAAAUUGUGGACAAACGGAAGAACAAGAAGGGAAAGAUGGAGUACCUGGUCCGCUGGAGGGGGUACGGAUACGAGGGGGACACCUGGGAGCCCGAGUCGCACCUCUCCGCCUGCAUGGAGUUCAUUCACCAUUUUAAUCAGUCACACGGCGAAAGACCGAGAGAUGGCAGUUUACUGCGCUCCACUCAAAGCUCUCCCAGCACAGCCCACAGCCACAGUUCGAGCAACAACGCCCGCAAACAGAUCUGCAGGCCUCAGCCACUCUGCGGCAAUAGUGGAGCAGGAGGCCACGCUCUAGUGAAACCCACCUCUUCGCCCACCACAGCAGCUACGUCCGUCUCCAAACGGCCGCAGCAACCACAGUUGCCACCACUUGACUCUAGCCUGGCAAAUUCCAAAACGGACACACAGCAGCUUAUCUUGGGCCAAAAGUACAGUGAUUGCACUCCCUGUGCCAUUUCUAGUCCAAGCUUCACAGGUGGACCCGCUGCUUCUCCAGUGGGCACGGCGCGUCGGAGUAUGGACCUGGCCAGGUCCGGGAUCAAAAUCCUGGUUCCCAAAAGCCCCAUGAGCAGCUGGGUGGACUCUGAAGAGUCGCCCAGCGAGGCGGCCCACAGUCUGGAACAGGGGGGUCAGGAGCAGGACUCUGUGCCCCCAGAGGUGGCCCUGUUGGAAAAGCCCCUGGGGUUGCUGCUGGGGCCCGGGGAAGAAAGGGCACGCAUGGGGACUCGACCCAGGACUCAAAGCCAAAUCCCAUUGAUCCCUCAGCCAGUCCCCGUAACACCCACAUCCAUACGUACCCUCAAUGGGAAAGGUACAUCGACACUCAUGGAGGCUCUGGCGGCCAAUGGGACGGCUAACCUGCAGAGUGCCGUGGCGCGGGUAACCGCUGUCUCCGGAGUGGCGGGGAAACGGCGCUUCGAAGAGCAGCGCUCGGUCUUCGACAAGCGCCUUCGGUUCAGCGUACGGCAGACGGAGAGUGCCUAUCGCUACAGGGACCUCGUCGUCAAGAAGCAGGACGGCUUCACCCACAUCCUGCUCUCCACCAAGACCUCGGAGAACAACUCACUCAACCCCAACGUGAUGAAGGAGAUACAGAGUGCCAUGGCCACAGCGGCAUCCGACGACAGUAAGCUGGUCCUACUGAGCGCCGUAGGCAGCUUCUUUUGCUUCGGCCUGGACUUCAUCUACUUCAUCAGGCGGCUCACCGACGACCGUAAGAAAGAGAGCAUCAAGAUGGCCGAGACCAUUAGGACAUUCGUGAACACUUUCAUCCAAUUCAAGAAGCCUAUCAUCGUAGCCGUGAACGGACCGGCGGUGGGCCUCGGAGCCUCCAUCCUCCCGCUGUGUGACGUGGUCUGGGCCAACGAGAGAGCCUGGUUCCAGACGCCGUACACCACCUACGGACAGACACCCGACGCCUGCGCCUCCGUCACCUUCCCUCGCAUCAUGGGCGUGGCCUCGGCCAAUGAGAUGCUGCUGAGUGGGAGGAAGCUGACGGCCCAGGAGGCCUGUGCUAAAGGGCUUGUCUCCCAGGUGCUGUGGCCCGGGACUUUCACUCAGGAGGUGAUGGUUCGCAUUAGGGAGCUAGUCUCUUGUAAUUCAGUUGUCCUGCGGGAGUCCAAAGCACUGGUCCGAAAUGCAAACCGGGCCGCCCUGGAGCAGGCCAACGAACGCGAGUGUGAGGCGCUGAAGAGAGUUUGGGGCUCCUCGCAGGGGAUGGACUCCAUCCUCCAAUAUCUGCAGAAGAAGAUAGAUGAGUUUUAAGGAAAGCAUGUAUCCCCCAUGUUCCCGAGCCCCAUUCAGUGGGGGAACCAGACAAACAGCACUGGGAGUGCAACCGGUUCAAUCUGCAAUCUGUGUGAUUAAUUUUAUGUGUGUGUGUGUGCCCAUUGAGACGUUGAUGCUGGACCUUUAAAUCUUCCUGGUGACCAUAUGUUGACCCUUUACCCAAUAACCCCCGGCCUUUGACCCUUUUACCCCAGUGUUUCCCAACCCUGGUCCUCCAGUAGCCCCAACAGCUCA
Molecule: messenger RNA, 2295 nt
Organism: Oncorhynchus kisutch (coho salmon)
Lineage: Eukaryota; Metazoa; Chordata; Actinopteri; Salmoniformes; Salmonidae
Product: chromodomain Y-like protein
Exons: 7
Coding region: 241-2037 (598 amino acids)
Cellular component (GO): nucleus
Molecular function (GO): transcription corepressor activity
Source: RefSeq, a predicted model, not a curated record